AUGACCGGAGAUUUGUCUGUGAACACAAUUAAAGAAAAUAAAGGUGAAACAAAAUUUACAAUGCGAAAUACCCAAGAAGGGCAGGGCCAAGGUCAAGGUCAACUAGAGGCAGAGGCCAACAGCGCCAACAGCAUAAUAGUUGUCGUAAUUGCGGAAGAAAUCAUGGCAGACGAAUUUGCACAGCAUUUGGAAAAAAAUGUCAUAGCUGUAACAAGCUUAACCAUUUCGAAAAGGUGUGUCAAAGCAAAAACGUGUCUCUAGUCCAAAAGGACUCUGACACGGAUUCAGAGGACACGUACGUUAUUAGCUCUGUUUCCAAGAAUGAAAAGAAGAAAGGUUCUGGUGCAAAAGCAGCAGUGACAAAAUUACACAUUAAUAAACAAAAGAAUAAGAACAUUUUUAAGAUUCAAAUAGACACUGGGGCCCAGUGUAAAAUUCUUCCUACUGAGACAUAUGUAAGGGUCACAGGAGAUACGGAGCUUAAAUUACUGAAACCUUGCAAGAAAGAGAUUGUAUCAUACACUGGAGAGCGACGCAACAUAACUGGAAAGGUCACACUUCCAGUAUGGCAUGCGGGGAAAGAGCAACUAAUCAAGUUCAAUAUCAUUGAUGGUGACUAUCGACCAAUUCUGUCUCUAGAUACCAGCGUAGCUUUGGGUAUUGUAAACCUGCGACAUUGUGACAUCCUAUGUCUGGGUAUCCAACCCCCUAAAGAUCCAGCAAGUGAAUACAAGGACGUGUUUGAUGGUUCAUUAGGUAAAAUACCAGACACGUACAAGAUUGUGAUUGACAGUACAGUGCAACCUGUAGUCCACCCGCCACGACGAGUGCCAGUGGCCAUGCGUACACGUAUAAAAUCAGAACUGGAUAAGUUAGUUGCUCCUGAGGUUUGGCAGCGUCGCAUGCACGAGUUCGUAGAAGGAUUAGACGGUGUCGAAGUAACGACUUUCUCAUUGCUGGUUUUGGGAAUAUUGAAGAAGAGGUCAAUGUGA
Molecule: messenger RNA, 992 nt
Organism: Paramuricea clavata
Lineage: Eukaryota; Metazoa; Cnidaria; Anthozoa; Malacalcyonacea; Plexauridae
Source: the annotation of a GenBank genome assembly